This is a messenger RNA of Tupaia belangeri chinensis (Chinese tree shrew), 5086 nucleotides long. It is a transcript of the gene RRBP1, whose product is annotated as ribosome binding protein 1. Gene Ontology annotation, biological process: protein transport. The record is from RefSeq and is a predicted model, not a curated record. Gene Ontology annotation, cellular component: endoplasmic reticulum membrane. The coding region runs from base 15 to 4607 and encodes 1530 amino acids. The transcript is spliced from 26 exons. NCBI's taxonomy places the organism in Eukaryota, Metazoa, Chordata, Mammalia, Scandentia, Tupaiidae.
AGAGUAAUCCACAUAUGUGUGUUUGGCAGGUGGAAGGAAAGCAAGCCAGGAUGGACAUUUACGACACACAGACCUUAGGGGUGGUGGUCUUCGGCGGCUUCAUGGUUGUCUCCGCCAUCGGCAUUUUCCUGGUGUCGACCUUCUCCAUGAAGGAGACAUCGUAUGAAGAAGCUCUGGCCAACCAGCGCAAGGAGAUGGCAAAGACUCACCACCAGAAAGUGGACAAGAAGAAGAAGGAGAAAACAGUAGAAAAGAAAGGAAAGACCAAGAAAAAGGAAGAGAAGCCCAAUGGGAAGAUACCCGACCAUGAAGCGGCCCCAAAUGUGACCAUCCUCCUCAAAGAACCUGUGCGGGCACCUGCAGUGGCUGUGGCUCCAACCCCGGUACAGCCCAUGGUCAUUGCCCCUGUAGCCACAGUACCUGCCAUGCCUCAAGAGAAUCCAGCUUUCUCCCCUAAAGAUAAGAAGAAAAAGGAGAAAAAAGUGGCGAAGGUGGAACCGGCAGUCAAUUCUGUGGUCAAUUCCAUCCAGGUUCUUGCCUCAAAGGCUGCCAUCUUGGAAACUGCUCCCAAGGAGGUGCCUAUGGUGGUUGUGCCCCCAGUGGGUGCCAAGACUAGUAUCUCAGCUUCCAGCACUGCUCAGGGCAAAAAGAGUGAAGGGGUCCUAAACCAGGGCAAGAAGGCUGAUACUGCUCAGAACCAGGGCAAAAAGGCAGAAGGAGCCCCAAACCAGGGCAAGAAGGCUGAGGUUGCACAGAAUCAGGGCAAGAAGACUGAGGGCACCCCAAACCAGGGCAAGAAGGGUGAGGGUGCUCAGAAUCAGGGCAAGAAGGCCGAGGGUGCUCAGAAUCAGGGCAAGAAGGCUGAGGGUGCUCAGAAUCAGGGCAAGAAGACUGAGGGUGCUCAGAAUCAGAGCAAGAAGGCAGAGGGAACCCCGAACCAGGGCAAAAAGACAGAGGGCACCUCAAACCAAGGCAAGAAAGCUGACAGUGCUCAGAACCAGGGCAAGAAGGCUGAGGGUUCUCAAAACCAGGGCAAGAAGGCUGAGGGUGCUCAGAAUCAGGGUAAGAAGGCUGAGGGUGCUCAGAAUCAGGGCAAGAAGGCUGAGGGUGCUCAGAAUCAGGGCAAGAAGACUGAGGGUGCUCAGAAUCAGAGCAAGAAGGCAGAGGGAACCCCGAACCAGGGCAAAAAGACAGAGGGUUCUCAGAACCAGGGCAAGAAGGCUGAGGGUGCUCAGGUCCAGGGCAAGAAGACUGAGGGCACCCCAAACCAGGGCAAGAAGGGCGAGGGUGCUCAGAACCAGGGCAAGAAGGCCGAGGGUGCUCAGAACCAGGGCAAGAAGGGCGAGAGUGCUCAGAACCAGGGCAAGAAGGCCGAGGGUACUCAGAACCAGGGCAAGAAGGCCGAGGGUGCUCAGAACCAGGGCAAGAAGGGCGAGAGUGCUCAGAACCAGGGCAAGAAGGCCGAGGGUGCUCAGAACCAGGGCAAGAAGGCUGAGGGCACCCCAAACCAGAGCAAGAAGGGCGAGGGUGCUCAGAACCAGGGCAAGAAGACUGAGGGGGUCCAGAAUCAAAGUAAAAAGGGAGAAGGAACUCCUAACCAGAGCAAAAAGGCAGAAGGGAGCCCCAACCAGGGCAAGAAGGGAGAGGGAACUUCCAACCAGGGUAAAAAGGCAGAAGGAGCCCCCAGCCAGGGAAAAAAGGCAGAUUCAGUUGCUAAUCAGAGCACAAAGGCAGAGGGUGUUACAAACCAAGGGAAAAAAGCAGAGGGAACACCAAACCAGGGCAAAAAGGCAGAAGGGUCCCCCAACCAGGGCAAGAAGGGCGAGGGUGCUCAGAACCAGGGCAAGAAGGGCGAGGGUGCUCAGAACCAGGGCAAGAAGGGCGAGGGUACUCAGAACCAGGGCAAGAAGGCCGAGGGUGCUCAGAACCAGGGCAAGAAGGCUGAGGGCACCCCAAACCAGAGCAAGAAGGGCGAGGGUGCUCAGAACCAGGGCAAGAAGACUGAGGGGGUCCAGAAUCAAAGUAAAAAGGGAGAAGGAACUCCUAACCAGAGCAAAAAGGCAGAAGGGAGCCCCAACCAGGGCAAGAAGGGAGAGGGAACUUCCAACCAGGGUAAAAAGGCAGAAGGAGCCCCCAGCCAGGGAAAAAAGGCAGAUUCAGUUGCUAAUCAGAGCACAAAGGCAGAGGGUGUUACAAACCAAGGGAAAAAAGCAGAGGGAACACCAAACCAGGGCAAAAAGGCAGAAGGGUCCCCCAACCAGGGCAAGAAGGUGGAUGCUGCUGCCAAUCAGGGUAAAAAGACAGAAUCAGCUCCUAGUCAAAGCAAAAAUACAGAGGUACUCCAGAGCCAGGAGGCACCAAAGCAAGAGGCUUCUGCAAAGAAGAAAUCCGGUUCAAAGAAAAAAGGUGAGCCUGGGCCCCCAGAUUCCGACGGCCCUCUCUACCUCCCCUACAAGACUCUGAUCUCUACGCUCGGCAGCAUGGCGUUUAGCGAGGGUGAGGCCCAGCGGCUCAUCGAGAUCCUGUCUGAGAAGGCCGGCGUCAUUCAGGACACCUGGCAUAAGCCCCAGGAGAUGGCAGCGGAAAAGGCCAAGGCAGCAGCGGGGGAGGCCAAGGUGAAAAAGCAGCUGGUGGCCCGGGAGCAGGAGGUCGUGGCCGUGCAGGCACGCAUGCAGGCCAGCUACCGGGAGCACAUGAAGGAGGUGCAGCAGCUGCAGGGCAAGAUCCGGACUCUCCAGGAGCAGCUGGAGAAUGGCCCCAACACCCAGCUGGCCCGUCUGCAGCAGGAGAACUCCAUCCUGAGGGACGCCUUGAACCAGGCCACGAGCCAGGUGGAGAGCAAGCAGAACGCAGAGCUGGCGAAGCUGCGGCAGGAGCUCACCAAGGUCAGCAAGGAGCUGGUGGAGAGGGCCGAGGCUGUACGCCAGGAGGAGCAGCAGCGCAAAGCUCUGGAGGCCAAGGCAGCCGCCUUCGAGAAGCAGGUGCUGCAGCUACAGGUGUCUCACAAGGAGAGCGAGGAGGCCCUGCAGAAGCGCUUGGAUGAGGUCAGCCGGGAGCUCUGCCGGACACAGACCAGCCAUGCCAGCCUGCGGGCAGAUGCCGAGAAGGCCCAGGAGCAGCAGCAGCAGAUGGCCGAGCUGCACAGCAAGCUGCAGUCCUCCGAGGCGGAGGUGAGGAGCAAGCGGGAAGAGCUGAGCGGGCUCCACGGGAAGCUCAAGGAAGCCCAGGCGGAGAACUCUCGGCUCGCCGACAGAAUCCAGUCCAUCGAGGCCCUGCUGGAAGCAGGCCAGGCCCGAGAGGCCCAGGCCAGCCAAGCCGAGGCCGACCAGCAGCAGACUCGCCUCAAGGAUCUGGAGUCCCAGGUGUCAUGUCUGGAGAAGGAGGCCACCGAGCUCAGGGAGACCGUCGAGCAGCAGAAGGUGAAAAACAAUGACCUCCGAGAGAAGAACUGGAAGGCGAUGGAGGCGCUGGCUUCAACUGAGAGGGCCUGCGAGGAGAAGCUGCGCUCCCUGAGCCAGGCGAAGGAGGAGUCAGAGAAGCAGCUCCGCCUGACGGAGGCGCAGACCAGGGAGGCCCUGCAGGCACUGCUCCCCGACCUGUCCGUCUCGGCACAACAGAAUUACACUGAGUGGCUGCAGGAACUCAAAGAGAAAGGCUCCCAGCUGCUGAAGCAGGUGCCAGCUGCCACCGAGCUCCCCUCGGACCUGGUCUCCAAGCUAAAGGAGGCGGAGGAGGCCCAGGGCACGCUACAGGCUGAGUGUGACCAGUAUCGAACCAUCCUGGCAGAGACGGAGGGCAUGCUGAAGGACCUGCAGAAGAGCGUCGAGGAGGAGGAGCAGGUGUGGAAGGCCAAAGUGGGCACCACGGAGGAGGAGCUCCAGAAGUCACGAGUCACGGUGAAACACCUUGAAGAGCUUGUCGAGAAGCUGAAAGGAGAACUCGAAAGUUCAGACCAGGUGAGGGAGCACACCUCCCAUCUGGAGGCGGAGCUGGAGAAGCACAUGACGGCUGCCAGCGCCGAGUGCCAGAACUAUGCCAAAGAGGUGGCAGGGUUGCGGCAGCUUUUAUUAGAGUCACAGUCUCAGCUGGAGGUGGCCAAGAGCGAAGCCCAGAAACAGAGCGAGGAGCUUGCCCUGGUCAGGCAGCAGUUGAGUGUGAUGAAGAGCCACGUAGAGGAUGGGGACGUAGCUGGGUCGCCGGCUGCCUCCCCAGAGGCCUCUCCAGCCGAGCAGGACCCCGUCAAGCUGAAGAUGCAGCUGGAGCGGACAGAGGCCGCCCUGGAGGACGAGCAGGCACGGCGGCGGCGGCUCACAGCCGAGUUUGAGCAGGCACAAACCUCGGCCUGGCGGCUACAGGAGGAGCUGGAGCAGCUCCGUGCAUCCGGGCCCCUGGAGUCCUCAGGGACAGAGGCCACGCAGCUGAAGGAACGACUAGAAAAAGAGAAGCAGCUAACGAGCGACCUGGGGCACGCGGCCACGAAGCUGCAGGAGCUUUUGAGGACGACCCAGGAGCAGCUGGCCCGAGAGCAGGGCACGGUGAAGAAGUUACAGGAACAGCUGGGACAAGCAGAGGACGGUAGCAGCUCAAAGGAGGGUACCUCUGUGUGAGUCUGCUCUGCGGAAAAAGAAGUUACUGUUAACUUACCAAAAUGCCUUACACAUUCCUUACAAAUCAACCAACCAACACAGCGUUAUCCAGGCCCAGCCUCCGGUAGCUCCAAGAGAAGCCAUCAGAGACCAGAGUCUCUUCAAACCUCAGAAAUAGAUCUUCCAGACCCCCGUUUGUAAAAGGACCUUUGAUAAACACUACGGCCCUGGACACUGCCGAGCAGACGCCAAAGCCCUCAACUGUGACAGACCCCACGGGGUGCGCUGGGAGGCCGGGAUGCUCCGGGGAUCUGUAUGUCGAUCAGUGCAAUUGUUUCGUCUGUCUGUAGGGGCGGGGCACCACCAGGCAGUGGCUCUCAGGCUGGGGGCAGGCUGGGAGACCACAGCCGGCGGGGUGGCAGCCUCGCCCCUGGAAGUUGCCAUCCUGAACUGACAUGUGACCUGGAUGUUCACGCCAUUAAAACAGCCUUGUUACCGGC